This is a messenger RNA of Trichophyton benhamiae CBS 112371, 729 nucleotides long. RefSeq lists its product as uncharacterized. Bases 1 to 729 code for a protein of 242 amino acids. The record is from RefSeq and is a predicted model, not a curated record. The transcript is spliced from 2 exons. NCBI's taxonomy places the organism in Eukaryota, Fungi, Ascomycota, Eurotiomycetes, Onygenales, Arthrodermataceae.
AUGAAACGAACCGUCUCUCCGUCGUCUUCGUCUUCGUCUCCAUCCCAUAUUCCAUACCUAGUCUCGGACGGUGGAGAUGGAAACGAGGAAUGGUUGAAACUUCUUGCUCCAUCUCCAAGACAGUCGAGCCCGUCGUGGAGGCUCCAUGCCCACCAUGCCCACCAGCUCUCCAUCUCGAUUCCGUUCCUGUCUCCCCCUUCCACGCGGGGUGCAGGAAGGGAGGAUUCGCUGCCCAGGGAAAAAUUGUCUUGUCUUCACGCCUUGAAUGUUGAAGCCGAAGUUCCAGGCAGCUUGUCCGUCUCUCGGUCCGUCCUCGCUCAGCUGCCUCGCUCGCUGCCAGCAUGUUAUGCGUACCCAUAUGUGAGCGAGAAGGGAGGCCGAAGAAUGCGGUCCGCAAGGGAUGCCGAGUCACUUGCAAAAAUAGCCCUGGUUGCUAAGUAUAUGCUGGCCGUAGCAGGUUCUCUGCAGGCCAAGCUCUGGGCGCAUCAGGCACGAUGGACAUGGUGUUUCUUUUUGCUUAUCGUUUUUUGCAGCCGUCCAGAUACGAGGUGGACGUGGGUGUUGCUGGUUGAGGUUCGCCUGUUGGUUGCCCUGUGGACUUUGGUCGAUGCACCAGCAACGAGCAGCAGAGAAGAAGCAGAUAAUAUUAUAAAAUUAGACGAAAAGGCAGCAGGAGAACGAGACAGAAGGGUUACAUCUGCAACGUCGUUCUGUCGCCUGUUCUAUUAA